This is a messenger RNA of Metarhizium acridum CQMa 102, 1428 nucleotides long. The record is from RefSeq and is a predicted model, not a curated record. NCBI's taxonomy places the organism in Eukaryota, Fungi, Ascomycota, Sordariomycetes, Hypocreales, Clavicipitaceae.
AUGUCUCAAGAGGGCAGCGUAAUUAGAGUGGUUCAACACGGUCCGACAAAUAAGGAAAGAAAGUAUGACCGCCAGCUUCGGCUCUGGGCUGCCUCUGGCCAAGCUGCCCUAGAGUCUGCAAACGUCCUCCUUGUCAACAGUGGCCCUGGAACGGUUGGCAUCGAGGCACUCAAAAAUUUGGUUUUACCCGCCGAUGAUGCCAUUGUUCAAGAAGCAGACCUCGGUGUCAAUUUUUUCCUCGAUGAAGCUUGCUUAGGCAAGUCUCGAGCUCUUUGUUGCGCCGAAUAUCUUGUUGAGCUCAACUCCGAAGUUUCAGGCCAUUGCUUUCCAGAAGAAGAUGAUCCUUUCGACCUUGAGAAGCUAACAGCCUCGUCGGAACCAUUCACCAUCAUUCUCUAUACCUCACCUCUUCAUAAGGACAUGGUUUGCUUCCUCGAGUCGUAUGCUGAGCGGCAAAAGAUCCCAAUCUUGAGUGUUCAUAGCGUUGGUUACUAUUCAUACUUCACGCUUAAGCUACCAGCGCAUCUCCCUAUUGUAGAUACUCACCCAGAUGAAGAUGCGACGGCGGACUUGAGAUUGCUAGACCCGUGGCCAGAGCUGUCUAUGUUUGCGAGCCAAUUAACCGAGGACAUUGGUGACCAAAUCGAUCAUGAUCAUGGCCACUUACCCAUGGUUGCUAUUCUUCUUCAUUGCCUUGAAGAAUGGAAAGAUGCACACCGAGGCGAUCCACCACUGACAUAUUCUGAUAAGCUGGCAUUCCGAAAUUUGGUGGCCAAUGGCGCCAGGCGUAAUAAUCCUGAGGGGGGAGAAGAAAAUUUCCAAGAGGCUGUUGCAGCAGUGAUGAAACACGUUACAACAUCUUCACUACCAUCUUCCCUGAAACAAGUUUUUGAUUAUAGCAAUUCAACAGAGAUUUCGUCAAGUGACAGCUUCUGGAUCAUUGCCAAAGCCGUUGAACAAUUCUACGAAAAGCACCAUCAACUUCCACUUUCUGGAGGCAUACCCGAUAUGAAGGCUGAAUCUGCAGUAUACAUCAAACUUCAGUCUCUAUAUAAGGCGAAAGCACUGCAAGAUGUCAGCGAAGUAAUGAGUACUAUUCGUACCCUAGAAGGCGGUAUGGGUGUUGCGCAGGCUGAGGUAGAGUUGUUUUGCAAGAAUGCGAAAUUCAUCAAGCUAGUCCAAAGCUCGGUGGAUGCACCAACUAUCACCAAAAUCGUCGAACAUGAGCUCUUGAACGAUGAGCUUUCCGCAGUAGCAGGUCCUGAAUUGCCCCUUUCGUUGAUUUCCAUAUAUCUUGCGCUUCGUGCUUCCACUCUUAUCUCCGCGGACAGUGCUGAAGAGAUUGUGGAUUUUGUCACAAGCUCAAUUCCGAGCCUUUCGGGAAACAACAGGCUUUUGCAGAUAUCUCAAGAAUUAUACGAGAUAUAA